Messenger RNA from Sphenostylis stenocarpa, 303 nucleotides. The record is from the annotation of a GenBank genome assembly. Lineage: Eukaryota; Viridiplantae; Streptophyta; Magnoliopsida; Fabales; Fabaceae.
AUGCUGUGUGCAGCAGCUCUAGGGCUUUUGUACAGUAGUGGAAGGGCCGAAAACAAGUUCGAAGGGUCCAAAAUGUAUACACAGGAUUUGAAUAAAGCAGAGACAACUGAUAUUUCAACUGAUUUUUGCUUCUGUCUUUCAAUCAUGAACUCAUCUCAGCUUUCUUUUCUUUUCUCUUAUGUGGGGGUAAAACCAGAUUGCUUUUUCUUUGACAUGUACAAGAAACGUAUGGAGAGUAAACUUUACAAUUUCAUGCUUUGGAAGGAGUCUGGCUCACCAACCAGCAUGAAAGUUGAUCAGUAG